Molecule: messenger RNA, 1134 nt
Organism: Eimeria necatrix
Lineage: Eukaryota; Apicomplexa; Conoidasida; Eucoccidiorida; Eimeriidae
Exons: 5
Coding region: 1-1134 (377 amino acids)
Source: RefSeq, a predicted model, not a curated record
AUGGCUUUUUUCGGAGUCAGCACGAACUUAAUUAACUGCGGAACUCCAAGUCCAAGUCAAAAUGCAGAAAGCUGCGAAAUGAGUCCUUUCCAGGCCCUCCUGGUGGCCCGCGAAGUUCGCCUGCGAGGCGCUGCUGCAGCGCAGCGAAACUUCGCCCGCCUCCAGCUCGAGUACAGCAGCGCCUACGCAGCCUACCAGCAGCUCCAGGCCGAUGUUGCUGCUAAGGCCGCAGCUGUGGACUCUUAUUUCGAAGGCCAAGAAGCAGCAGCAAAAGAAGUUUGCGAAAAAGCUGCUGCAGCAAAAGUCCUGCAACUUAAGGAAGGCGGCAACGACUACACCCACCCCAAAUACGCAGCUCUUGUGGCUGGUCUCAGCUCAGACCGCCGGAAAGCUGUAGAUGAGCUGUUGGUUCCUUACUUGACUUUCUUGAACGAACUGACAAGUGCAGAAGACGCGCUUUGGGCGAAACACGGGGCUCUUCAGGCUGCCCAAGAAGUUUACAAGUUGUGGGGUGUGGAGCUGCAGGCUGCCGACUGGCAGCUGCAGUCGAUGCCUGCAGAGCCGCAGCUUUCUUCAGAAAAAAGUUUGGCAGAAAUUCGCUACUUGGCGCAGCGCGUGGCGGAAAUUCGAAAAAAGAAAAUCUUAAAAAGAAAAAAAGAAAAAACUGUUGUGAGACAUUUAGUGGAAGAGACACAAGUCCAAGACAGCAGCAACGAGCCGCAGGCCACGCAGGUAAUGCAAAUUUGUAAACUCUACAGUUUUAGUCCAAAUACAGCAGCAGCAGCAGCAGCAGAUGUAGCAGCAGCAGCAGCAGCAGAUGUAGCAGUAGCAGCAGCAGCAGCAGAUGUAGCAGCAGCAGCAGCAGCAGAAGUAGCAGCAGCAGCAGCAGCAGCAGCAGAAGUAGCAGCAGCAGCAGCAGCAGCAGAUGUAGCAGCAGCAGCAGCAGCAGAUGUAGCAGCAGCAGCAGCAGCAGAAGUAGCAGCAGAAGCAGCAGUAACAACGACAAGAGCAGCAACAGCAGCAGCAGCAGUAGCAGCAGCAGUAGCAGCAGCAACAGGAGCUGCAGCAACAGCAGCAAAAAUAGUGGCACCUGCUGCAGCAAUUCUAGUUUAUAAAUGCCUAUUUAAUUUAUAA